CUCAAAGUUGGGUCAAAACAAACACUAGUUUUUGUUUUUAUAACUUUUAAAUCAUUUUGUUUUUAGUUGUUUUUAUCACUCAUUUUGUGUCAACAUUUAUAGCCAUCGAUGAACACCUGAAGACAUGGAACUGAACACCGAUGACAAUAAAAGCGCUCAAAACAUGGCCACCGAUGGACGACAGUAUACGUUAGCGGAUCUCGGCUUAAGAGCGGAACCGCUGGUCAGACAGACACCUAUUGGACCCACUCGUUCCCUAUACUCGCUGUCGGCCUUCGAGUGGAUCUAUCUGUUGAUAUCGUUGACAACAGUGGUGUCUGUGUCGGGCAUUUGCGUCGACCGUCUUAUAGCGCUUCCCAAAUCGUCUCAAGACUUUACGUUUGCGUUACUUCUCCUCUGGACCACUGGUUUCUCAUUGGUUUACGUGAUUCAGGGAGUGGUGAGAGAGCGUGUGCUCGAGUUGUUGGCAUUUGUGGCCACGAUUUGCAUACUUAUGCUGUACGUGAUUAUCAACUACUGUGCCUCUCAAUCGCCCUCCACUCUCAAGAUUGUGCGCCUAACGAUAACGUGUGUGUUCGGGCCGAUACUCAUACUGACGGGCCUUAUAUAUGUGCGAAAGUAUUGGCAGUCCAAAAGUCUCAUCUAUCGGACGGUCGGCGCCAACAUUAAGAUGCAAAACAUGUGCGAAACACUGUUUAUAGCCCAGAGUUUGCUUAUAUUUGAUGUACAAUUGAGCGCUUCUUCGCUCAUACUAUGGCUAAGGAAUGGUAUUGAGUAUUGGACUUCGACCGAGAUUAUUGUAGUCAGUGCUGGAACUGCUAUUACAAUACUUUGGACAUUUAUCGGAUUGUNACACUUCGUCGUCGACACCCUCUGA
Messenger RNA from Medioppia subpectinata, 877 nucleotides. NCBI's taxonomy places the organism in Eukaryota, Metazoa, Arthropoda, Arachnida, Sarcoptiformes, Oppiidae. The record is from the annotation of a GenBank genome assembly.